GUUUAAAAUUCAACUGCUGCCUUUGCACUUCACCGGAAAAAUUAGCCGCCACCCACCUCUGUCCAGGCAAUCCCUUUGCGCCGCUCCUGAUCUGAUCUUGAAGCCUUGCCUCCAUGAAGUCAUGGCGGGAUUCGAGUGUGAUUUCCCUUCAAUUACAUCGUCUGGCCCUCUAAAUCUGUCAAAUUACCAUGUUGAUGCACUUCCAGGUGAGCAUGACGGGGAUUCUUCACUGCCGGGGGACACCUUUGGUGCUGUACUCCAGUACCUGAAUCAAAUGCUGAUGGGGGAAGACUUGGAGCAGAGGCCUUGCAUGUAUCAAGAGCUUUCGGCUUUACAAGCUGCUGAGAAAUCCUUCUAUGAUGCCCUCACUGGAGUGGAGAUUAUUAAGGUGGCUGACGAAAAGGAGAAAGAGAGGGACAACUUUACAAAUGGAUCAGCGAGAAAAAGAAAUCAUUAUAGACAAGAUGAUGAGCAUGUAGAGGCAGGGAGGGCUACAAAGCAAUUUGCCAGUUAUGCUGAAGAGCCAACUGAGAUUUUCGAUGAGGUGCUGCUUUCCUCGAGCUCGAACGCUGGUUCUUGGGAUUUGUCUUACUGUGAUGCAAAACCAGGAAGAUGGAAUAACCAGCAGAUUGGCCUAACCCAAGAGCCCAAACGAGGGAGGCCUCGUGCUAGUGAGAAGAAACUGACUAUAAGGGAAGUGGUUGAUAUGAGAAGCCUCCUUACUCAAUGUGCACAAUCCAUAUCAGACUUUGAUAAUCGAACUGCCAACCAAUUGCUGAAUCAGAUUAGGCAACACUCUUCUCCUCAUGGUGAUGGUAAUGAAAGGCUGGCUCAUUACUUUGCUGAUGCCCUUGAGGCACGCGUUUCUGGUAUGGGAACAACUAUGUAUACAGCCUUUUCUACGAGAGUGUCAGCAGCAGAUACAUUGAAAGCCUAUCAGGCAUAUAUCUUGGCAUCCCCCUUCCGGAAAAUGUCAAACAUUCUUACUGGGAAGUCAAUUUUAAAACUGACUACAGAAGCAAGCCAAAUUCACAUAAUUGAUUUUGGUAUUCUGUAUGGAUUUCACUGGCCCUGCUUUAUCCAGGCUUUAUCGAAGAGGCCCGGAGGGCCCCCAAAGCUUAGCAUUACAGGUAUAGAUCUUCCCCAACCGGGCCUUCGGCCAGCAGAAAGAGUUGAGGAAACUGGACGUAGGCUUGCCCAUUAUUGCAAGAAAUUCAAUGUUCCGUUUGAAUAUCAUGCUAUUGCAAGGAAAUGGGAAACCAUUAGCCUGGAAGAACUGAAGAUUGACAGAAGUGAAACAGUCAUAGCAACUUGUUUGUACAGGCUGAGGAAUGUUCCUGAUGAGACAUCAGUUACAAGCAGUGCAAGAGACACCGUUCUCCACUUGAUCAAGAAAAUAAAUCCUGAUCUUUUCGUACAUGGAAUCCUUAAUGGAACAUAUAAUGCUCCCUUUUUUGUCACGCGGUUUAGAGAGGCACUACAUCAUUUCUCCUCUCUGUUUGAUAUGUUUGAUAAGACCUUACCACGCCAAGAUCAAGAUAGGUUGGUGUUUGAGAAAGAAGUCCUUGGGAGGCAGUCUAUCAAUGUCAUAGCAUGUGAAGGUACUGCGAGGAUUGAGAGGCCAGAGACAUACAAGCAAUGGCAAGCGAGAAAUGAAAGAGCUGGAUUCAGGCAGAUUCCAUUGAACAAGGACAUUGUCAAAGAAGUUAGGGCCAAGGUGAAACUGCAGUAUCACAAGGAUUUUCUGGUGGAUGAGGAUGGCAAGUGGAUACUGCAGGGCUGGAAGGGGCGAGUUAUCUAUGCACUCUCAUAUUGGAAGCCAGCUCACGAGUAAUGAGGAAUCCUUCCUGUUUAUCACAUAAGCAUGAAUGCUGGUUAAAAUGUUUGGCAAUUGAUAAAUAAAUACCUCCUUAGCAAUCUACAUGUAUUCUAUAAAAUUAUGCAAGGAAUUGGUAUGUCUAAGUUUUACUGUUCAAAUUUAUUCAGUGCCACAGAAAAUUGGUAUUAACCUGUGAAUAAAUCAAGGUGAAAUCCAGGACUAAUAGUCUGUGUGAAUAUCACAUUAGAAAUUCUUAUACUCUUGUGUCAAUAUCACAUCAUGAACAAUGUAUUUUCUCCAUAUAGCCAUUGUUGCAAUAUCCAUCAUCAUAUGAAAGAUGUUUGGAAGAAAGGCAGCCAUCUGAAUUCAACUGGCUUA
This is a messenger RNA of Coffea arabica (coffee), 2197 nucleotides long. RefSeq names its product scarecrow-like protein 30. The record is from RefSeq and is a predicted model, not a curated record. NCBI's taxonomy places the organism in Eukaryota, Viridiplantae, Streptophyta, Magnoliopsida, Gentianales, Rubiaceae.